Messenger RNA from Caenorhabditis sp. 36 PRJEB53466, 2220 nucleotides. Lineage: Eukaryota; Metazoa; Nematoda; Chromadorea; Rhabditida; Rhabditidae. The record is from the annotation of a GenBank genome assembly.
AUGUCCGGAGGCCAUCAAAGCGUGUGGACCGACGGAUCAUGUCGUAACCAGGGAAACCCGAAUGCGACCGCCGGAUACGGAGUCUACUGGGGACCCGGUGAGUCAUGUGUCCCACAGAAGGAAAGCUGAAAACUAUAUCGAUUGUAGGACAUCCGAACAACCGCAACGGACCGGUCGCCGGUCACCAGGACAGCAAUCGUGCGGAGCUGCGUGCCGCUCAACAAGCCGUCCGCACUGUAAGUAGUUGUAGUUUCCUCUGAAAGACCAUAUGAUACAUUUCAGGCUUCGAGACAAGGAGUGCCGAGCAUGACGAUCCGUUCGGAUUCUCACUACGUCCGAGACGCCGUCGCCAACUCGGCAAAGUUCCAAAGGUUCGCACUUUGCAUAGCCUUGUAAUAGUAGCCUGUUCAUUUCAGCGUUCCCGCCGUCAAUCGUGACCUUCAUCAGUCGAUCAACGCGAUGAAGGCGCGUACUUCGGUCAGUGUGCAGCAUGUUCCGAGCAACUCGAGCCACGGCAACCAAAAGGCUCACGGACUCGCCAAAGCUGCUGCCUCUGGAGGCGGGGCCAAGCACGGAGGAGGAGGAGGUGGAAAAGGAGGUGGAAAAGGGGGAAGAAAGUGAUAAAGUUGUGUUCAACUGACUGUUUCAAUAAAAUCAUGUUAACUACAACUACAAACGAGUCUGUUAGAUCUCUCGAACAAUACUUGAUCGCAAAAAGCGACACAAAUCCUUUCAAACAUAGAGUUUCACAAUAGCUAAAGGCGUGAUUGAAACGCACUGUUCGUUGUCCUGUUCGAAAUGUGCUUUAAAGGCUACAAUACUGAUAAAGUAUCCAAGUAAAUAAGUGUUGUACGAUGCAACUUGCUCCUUUCCUCUGAGCACUUUGAUCAGCUGACAAGCGCGCAAAAAAGUUCAGUUUCUCACAAAUCCGCCCGUAAUUUCCGCUCUCUUUUUCUCCCUCAUGUGCUAUUUGAUCGGUCAAUUCGCGUCGUACAAUACGGUAUUGCAGUCUUCAUGCAAAGAGAAGAGAUCGGAACCGUACACGUUGCAGAAAGAGACCAAACACAUAUUUUUCCGUAUUCACAUAAAAUUUUGAUAGCCGCGCUCCGCGGUGCCCAUUCAAACAAAUCGCUUUGCACUUCGAAACGGUUUUCUCGCUUUUCGGCUUUCUCUUUCCGCCUCAAACACAUUUCUGUACGUAAAGGAGCCAGCGACGUCACUUUGAGCUCCGUUUCAAAGAGUCGCCAAUUCAAUCUCUCUGCGUGUCCUUGUGUACAUCGAAAAAGUGUUUGUCAUCGAAUGAUUAAAUGUCGGAAAAGAUUGUAAAUCGUGAGAAAACCACGUCUCUUUUGUUGGCUUCGAUGGCACACAUUCAUCACUUCUUUCAGUUCACUUCUCCAAACCGCACUUCAAAAUGUCCGCUGCCAACGGAAAUGUCGUCCUUGGCUCUAAACAGGUAAUUGUUAAAACUCUACAAAAUCUCUGUGUUCAACUGUGCGAACAUUUCAGAGAACCCGCCUCGAAGCAAUGGCCCGAGGACCAAUCCAGGUGGAUCCGGUGGUCGAAGCGCCGGCGACAGUCCCCUCCUUCACAACGUCCAUCCUGAUCGUACUCCAGAUGUUAGUUGCAAUGCUGCGGUAAGAUCUUCUUUUCCAAACGUCGCCUGAAUCAUUGUUUUUUUGAAGGGAGGUUGCAAUGGAGAACCUCGUUGGAGGCACCGUUACUCACGUGGUGUGCCCGACGAUCAAUCACGCAGACUACGACAUUGAAGUAGCCGAAGUGAACGUUGUAAGUUGCCCGCUCAAUUAUCCUCUCACAAAACGAGUUUCAGGUUCUCACCUACACCGAGGAGAAAACCAUAGGCACGCGGGACCACCAUGAAGCUGGUGGUCUUGCAACAGAAGUUAGUUUCACUUUUUAUUCAUUCGUCUCCUCUCUUUUCUCUCUAUUUUGAUCGCUAACUCUAAACUGAUUUCAGUGUCAUCAUAACAAGAUUCCGGCGCGACAAUGAGAUCGGAAUGGAAGAUGCUCUCAAGGCGGUCGACUCGUUCGACCAAACGAACCCUUUAUGGAAAUUCCUAAAGAACCAUUUGGGCGACGUGGAAACAACGACGGACAAUUCGCUCUUUUGUAAGCGUUUUCAUUCGGUUUUCAUUACAAAAUUCUCAUUUUUCAGGCCCGCCUCUGAUCUCCUCCGACGACAACUUCCCGCCUCUCUAG